AUGGGACGCAAAAAGAGAGGAGGCAAAAAGGGCCGGAACGACGAUUGGUCGGACGAUGAGGCGGACGAUAAACCUGCUGCUGCUGCUGCUGCAGGAAAAGCCGAACCACAACAGCCACAACAAUCCCGCAAAGCCAAGCGUGCCGCCAAACAACAAGCCAAAAAAGCAAAUAAAAAACAACAAGAUUCGGACGACGAAGAAGAAGAUGACAUUGCCCUCUUAUUGGGAGGGGGAGCUGCAGCUGCUGUUGAUAGUGAUGAGGAUGACAGUGAUGACGACGACGAUGAAAUGAUGAUGCCACCGGUUGGUGGUAAAGGAGGACGCGGUGGUGGAAAAGGAGGAGGAGUUCGCAAUAAUAAUAAGAAGAAUAAGAAUAACAAGCCGGCUCCUAUGGACGACGACGACGACGACUCGGAAGAAGAAGAGGUCCCACAAGCUGCCAAAAAGCAACAGAAUGCUUUUGCCUUGGCGGCGGCGGACGAUGACGACAGUGACGAGGAUCUUGAUAACUUUGACGAGGAAGAAGAAGAUGAUGAUGAUGAAUCCGAAGUGGAACAAAUCACAUUCAAGAUUAUAGACGAGCCAAAGAAAAAGAACAAAAAGGAAAAGAAGGAGAAGAAAGAAAAGAAAGAGAAAAAGGAAAAGAAGGCCAAGAAGGAUAAGAAGAACAAAAAGGACAAGGGCGACGUGUCCCCUGACGAUUCCGAGGAGGAAAAGGCGGAAGAACCAAAGCCUGAAGAACCAAAGAAAAAGUCCAAAUUCGAGUUGCAAAUGGAGGCUGCCAUGAAAAAGAAGGAAGAAGAAGAAGCGGCCGAGAAAGCAUCAGGUGCUGCUGCCGAAAAGAAGAAGGAACCUAUACCAGAGACUCCUAAUCAACUUGCUGAAGAAAUGGAUGACAUGAACAUUGAAGAUAAUGUGACUGAGGCUGACAGUGAUAUCAUGUAUGGACAUGGAGAUGAUGUUUGGACCGAUAAGAGUCACGCCAUGAAGGAAUCCGAAAACCAACAAGAUGAUGGUAUCGACAAUAUGAUGUAUGGACCAAACGGAAAGAAAUUGAGUAACAAGGAACGCAAGCGGCUCAAGAAGGAACAGGAAGCUGCCGCUCGUGCCGCGGAAUACGAAGCAGUCGCCGCCAAGAAUUCCCGGGAAGGGGCCCAAUUUGCCUGUUCCCAAACCGCCGUCAAUGAAAAGGAUCCCCAAUGGGAAAACUCCUUGGAUAUCAAUAUUCCAAAUUUUUCCAUUUCGGCUGCCGGAAAGAUUCUUUUCAAGGAUGCUGCUUUGACCAUUGGUCAUGGACGACGAUAUGGGCUGGUGGGAGCCAAUGGAAGAGGAAAGUCCACACUAUUGAAAAUGAUUCAUUCCAAAGACUUGAUGCUACCACCCCGAAUCGAUUUCUUGUACGUUGAACAGGAAGUUGUCGCCGAUAAUACUCCUGCUGUAGAUGCCGUCCUCAAGGCAGACAAGCGUCGUUGGGACCUCAUGGAGGAAGAAAGGCAAUUGAUGAAAAAGGUUGACGCUGGCGAUGAAUCCAAUGCCGUGAUUGAACGAUUGGGUGUAGUCGUGGAAGAAUUGACCAACAUGGGGGCGGAUUCCAUGGAAGCCAAGGCCCGAAGGAUUCUUUACGGUUUGGGAUUCACAGUGGAUAUGCAAACCAAGCCAACCAAGAUGUUUAGUGGCGGUUGGAGAAUGAGAAUUUCGUUGGCUCGUGCUCUCUUUGUGGAACCAACCUUGCUCAUGUUGGAUGAACCUACAAAUCACUUGGAUUUGAAUGCCGUCAUUUGGUUGGAUGAAUACCUACAGACCUGGAAGAAGACACUAUUGGUUGUUUCCCACGAUCAAGAUUUCUUGAACAGCGUGUGUCAAGAGAUCCUUCACAUUGAAGACUUGAAGCUCAUUUCCUACAAGGGCAACUACGAUAGUUUCAAGAAGGCAGAGAAGGAGCGUCUGAAGCAACAAGUCAAGGCUUGGGAAAAGCAAGAGAAGCGACUACGAGAACUCAAGCGUUCCGGACAAAGUAAGGCCAAGGCCCAAGAAACAGUCAAGAAGAACGCCAAGCGUGAAUCUGGUGCCAGGAGUCAAAAGAAAAAGAACCAAGCAAUUGCUGCUGGAACUGAGGCUGCUGAAAUUACCGAACUGAUCAAGCGACCCAAGGAAUACACAGUCAAGCUUGAGUUCUCGGAAGUUCCUGAAAUUGGUCGCCCGGUCAUGGAAGUCAACAAUGUGCAUUUCCGAUAUUCACCAAAACACCCCGUCAUUUUCGAAAAGGUUGACUUUGGAAUCGAUAUGGACAGCCGAAUUUGUGUGGUUGGGCCCAAUGGAGCUGGUAAAUCGACACUGCUGAAGCUGUUGACGGGCGAAGUCAAUGCUACCAAUGGAGAUGUCAGGCGAAAUCCCAGAUUGAGAAUGGGCAUUUACAACCAGCACUUUGUUGACCGUCUUCCAAUGGGCAAGACUCCAGUGGAACACUUGCGUGAUCGAUUCGAAGACUUGGAUUACCAAACUACCCGAAACCGAUUGGGAAAGUAUGGAUUGGAAGGACAUGCUCAUGAAGUUGUCAUGAGAGAUUUAUCUGGUGGGCAAAAGGCUCGUGUUGUAUUUGUGGAAUUGAGUUUGCAAAUGCCACACAUUUUGCUUUUGGAUGAACCGACCAAUAACUUGGAUAUCGAGACGAUUGAUGCGCUGUGUGAUGCCAUCAAUGAGUUCAACGGAGGUAUUGUUGUUGUAACGCACGAUCAGCGGCUGAUCGAAGAAUGUGACUGUACGCUUUGGGUUGUCGAGAAGCAAGGAGUUACUCCAUGGGAGGCAGGUUUCGAUGAUUACAAGGAGACAAUCUUGCGGCAGUUGGAGGAAGAAGUCGAGAAGGAGGCACAAGCCCGACAAAAGAAGCUGGCAGCAGCUGCUGAAGUCAAGGCGGAGAAACUUGCCAGACUCAAGAAGCUUAAGAAGAAGUAA
Messenger RNA from Cylindrotheca closterium, 2952 nucleotides. NCBI's taxonomy places the organism in Eukaryota, Bacillariophyta, Bacillariophyceae, Bacillariales, Bacillariaceae. The record is from the annotation of a GenBank genome assembly.